Molecule: messenger RNA, 336 nt
Organism: Menidia menidia (Atlantic silverside)
Lineage: Eukaryota; Metazoa; Chordata; Actinopteri; Atheriniformes; Atherinopsidae
Source: the annotation of a GenBank genome assembly
UUGUCUCUUAUACUUGUUCAGGAUUCCUCAAAUAAUCAGCAAGGAGAGGAGGCCAAACAAAGAGAAACAGAAAUGAGGAACUCGAUAUUGGCUCAAGUUCUAGACCAGUCUGCCCGUGCUAGAUUGAGCAAUCUUGCAUUGGUGAAGCCAGAGAAGGCAAAUGCAGUCGAAAACUAUCUUAUUCAAAUGGCUCGAUUCGGAAAGUUGGGAGGAAAGAUUACCGAAUCAGGCUUAAUUGAGAUCUUAGAAAAAGUCAGUCAGCAAACGGAGAAAAAGAUGACUGUCACAUUCAACAGACGGAGGGUGAUGGACUCAGAUGAUGAAGAUGAUUACUGA